AAACCAUAGAAACGACACGGAAGUUUGUUGCUCCAGUGUGUUUCAGGCAACCGUCCGUAAAUACGAAGAACAUUUUAUCCUUAUAUGUUUAGCUCAAACUAUAUCGUAUUUGACCGUCUACACGGAGGAAAUCUGACGGAGUUUCAGCUGCAGUAUUUCGUGACGGAAAAUGUUCAAGGCAAAAAUACUCAUUAUCGGUCCAAAAGAGAGUGGGAAAACCACUUUGGCAAAUUUUCUUUCCAACACAACAGAAAACCUUUACGGCGAGUACAGACCCACUCAGGGAGUCAGGAUACUGGAAUUUGAAUCCCAGCUGGAAAGCCGUGGUGACAAAACAUGUGAGGUUGAACUCUGGGACUGUUCAGGGGAUUUCAGGUUUGAGUCGUGCUGGCCUGCACUCAUGAAAGACUGCAGCGGUGUGGUGAUCACCUUCAAUCCUGACGUUCCAUCUCAUCUCAAAGAAAUCGAGACUUGGCACUCAGUGUUCGUCUCCUCCCAGGGUUUGCAGGACGCUCAGAGUUUACUCAUAGCACACCAUAAGCCGGGCAGUGAAGCAGAAAAGGGACGGCUGCCUUUAGCAUCAAAUCUGGGAAAACUGCAGCUGAUUCACUCCAACCUAGAAGAGGAACCAGAAGAUGUGAGGGCGGCUUUCUGCAGAUACCUGGGAGAUGUUGUGAGGGCAAUAUCGGAAAGUCGGGAACGCGAGGAGAUGUCCAUCAUUUCAUAGCAGAAACAUUAAACAACAUGACGUAUUUUAAAAA
This is a messenger RNA of Oryzias latipes (Japanese medaka), 761 nucleotides long. It is a transcript of the gene ift22, whose product is annotated as intraflagellar transport 22 homolog (Chlamydomonas). Gene Ontology annotation, cellular component: phagocytic vesicle; late endosome; lysosome. NCBI's taxonomy places the organism in Eukaryota, Metazoa, Chordata, Actinopteri, Beloniformes, Adrianichthyidae. Gene Ontology annotation, biological process: phagosome-lysosome fusion. The record is from RefSeq and is a predicted model, not a curated record.